Messenger RNA from Blumeria graminis f. sp. triticale, 1407 nucleotides. The record is from the annotation of a GenBank genome assembly. NCBI's taxonomy places the organism in Eukaryota, Fungi, Ascomycota, Leotiomycetes, Helotiales, Erysiphaceae.
AUGUCACACGAUCUCAAAGCCACCCCUGUGGAACCUUCGGCGCCAAAUGGGGUGUUGAACGGCUACUCAAAUAAAUUCGAAAGAAUAAACCUACAGAGUGAAAAUCCUCUCUCCGCUCUAGUACCCGAACAGUUUAUUGCGAUUAUUCCUUCUUUCACCCUAGAGUCAGGCGUCACUCUCAAAAAUGCCCCUGUCGCCUAUACUACAAGAGGAAAACUCUCUACAGAGAGAAAUAAUGUUAUGAUAAUCUGUCAUGCACUUACAGGUAACGCCGAUAUUGGGGGCUGGUGGGGCCCGCUAAUAGGUAGCUCUGGUCGUGCCCUCGAUAUCUCUCGGUUUUUUAUCAUCUGCAUGAACAGUCUUGGAAGUCCCUAUGGAACAGCUAGUCCAGUCACAUGCAAGGAUGGUCUAUCUCAAAACGAAGUUUACGGCCCUCAUUUUCCUUUGACAACAAUACGUGACGAUGUGAAUCUACACAAGAUGGUACUAGAUGAUUUGGAAAUCAAACAAGUUGCAGUUGUAAUCGGGGGAUCAAUGGGGGGCAUGCUCUCUUUGGAAUGGGCUUUCUUUGGAAAAGAGUACGUCCGAUCUAUAAUACCAAUAGCUACUUCAAGUUGUCACAGCGCCUGGGGAAUUGGUUGGGGAGAAUCUCAACGGCAAAGCAUUUUUGCAGAUUCGAAAUAUAACAAUGGCUUCUACUCAUCCUCAGAGCCUCCUGUCAAUGGUCUCUGCGCAGCUAGGAUGUCUGCACUUCUAACUUACCGAAGUCGAGACUCAUUUGAAGCUCGGUUCGGGCGUAAAACUUUAGAGCGAGACAAAAACCAACUACCUGUGGGACAGUCUAUGGUCCACUUAUCCGAAGAAAUCCAUGGCUCACUUCAUAAUGAUGGAAACAGCUCGUACAGCUACGACUCUCUCUGUCAGCCAAGUUUCAAUAGUCAAGUUGAAUGUGGUAUAAAUGUGCAAUUUCCAAAAAACCUUGCGCCUAACUCUACACCAGAAUUCUCAUAUUCUGGUGAAAAGAACAGACCAACUUGCUUUUCAGCUCAAUCUUACCUCCGCUAUCAAGGAGUUAAAUUUACAAAACGUUUUGAUGCCAAUUGCUAUAUUGCCUUGACGCGGAAAAUGGAUUCCCACGAUCUUUCCCGCUCACGGUCAUCUUCAAUAAGGGAAGCUCUUGCUUUAAUUCAACAACCAGUUCUUGUUCUUGGUAUUGAAUCAGACGGUCUCUUCACUGUCGCCGAGCAAUACGAAAUAGCAUCAGGAGCCCCUCAUGGCCGGCUUGAAAUCAUCACAGGCAUUGACGGUCACGACGCUUUCCUCAUACAACAUGAACAAAUCAAUAAGCACAUAAUAUGCUUCUUACAUGAAGUCCUUCCAGAUAUUAUGAAAGCGGAUGGUGAUUAG